Patiria miniata (bat star) is the source of this 981-nucleotide messenger RNA. RefSeq names its product biogenesis of lysosome-related organelles complex 1 subunit 2-like (gene bloc1s2). The record is from RefSeq and is a predicted model, not a curated record. Gene Ontology annotation, molecular function: gamma-tubulin binding. Gene Ontology annotation, cellular component: BORC complex; gamma-tubulin complex; BLOC-1 complex. Bases 98 to 550 code for a protein of 150 amino acids. Gene Ontology annotation, biological process: lysosome localization; endosomal transport. The transcript is spliced from 5 exons. Lineage: Eukaryota; Metazoa; Echinodermata; Asteroidea; Valvatida; Asterinidae.
AAAAGCACUCGGCGACCGCACAGUGGGGCACAGUGACACUAGACUGAAACUUCAUGUUGAUUUUUAAGCUUUGUAGUCUUAUUUAGACCGACUUAACAUGGAGAAGACUAAAAGUAACAACAGUACUGAUUCAGAAACUUCUAGUGAUGCGGAAAAAAAGCUGAAGAGAGUGGAAAGUUCUGAAGUAGGAGUCGAGACAGGAACAGAAGCCACGGAGCCAGACCAUGGCAUUGCUGAGUUGACACGAGACAUGUUCACCAAGAUGACAGCGUAUAUCAGGGGAGAUCUCGCAGCAACUGCAGAGGACUACAAACUUCUGGAAGACAUGAACAGGCUAACAUCUAAGAAGUAUGAGGACAUGAAACAAAUGGCUACAUGUAUUGCCCAGGAUAUGAAGACCUUGGAUGAGAAAUAUAAGAACUUGGAACCUUACUUGGCUCAGGUGGAUCAAAUUGAAGAAAGCGUCCUCAGUCUUGAGCAGGCUGCACUCAGAUUGGAUGCAUAUGCCAGAAGACUAGAAGCUAAAUUCAAACACCUAGAGAAGAGGUGAGAUGAACAGGAAGAGCUUUGCCAGGGAUAUCUACUACAUUGUCCAUGGGCAGGAACACCACACGUCAACCUUGCCUACUCGUCAGACCUAAAAACAACUCUUACCAAUUCCUGAUAAAAAUCAUAUACCUAGGAAUAUAAUUCCUUUUACAAAUUGUUCUGAUAUUUUGUUUCAAAAAAUUGGACUUAUCUUGUGGACAAUAAAAGAAUAUUGAAGAAAAUAUUGUACUAUAUUGUAGGAACUGCUGUAUUGAACAAAUGUAAACCUGCAGAUCCCAUCCAAAUGAAUUUAUGUACAUAAUUCGAUUGCAGCUAGAACAGUUACAGGUAUUUGCCCAAUUUGUAAUUAUUCGUGCAGAAAAGAUAGAGCUACUUGUUCAGUAUCUCCCGUAUUGGGCCAAGUAAAAAAAUAAAGAAGUUUACCGUACCUGC